GUCUGCAACAGCCCAGCAUGCAAGCCAUUCUCAAAGCACCAGCGAGCAUGUCGUCGACCGUCAGCCUGACGGUCCCGGCGACCGCGACCAACGCCGUGCUGGCGCCCGGCGACUUUGUGGGCUUCGGCUUCGAGACGGCGUUUGUCAACGACUACGCCAACGACUUCUCCAACAAGCUGAUGAACUCGGUGGCCAAGCGGCUGCCCGAGACGCUCACCAUCCGCACAGGCGGCACCAGCGGCGACAUGCUGACCUACGAUCCGGGCCAGGCGGCCGUCAAGGUCUGCGUCUCGGGCGACUGUCCCAUCGGCUCGUCGGCCGCGUAUAUCCUGGGGCCGGCGUAUUUCGACGGCUUCGCCAGCUUCCAGGACUUCCACCUCAGCGUCCAGGCGCCGCUGGGGCCGACGGUCAACCUGAGCAACACGCUGGCCUACGUCGAGCUGGCGCUCGACCAGGUCGGCGACCGGCUGGCGGCCAUCGCGAUCGGCAACGAGCCGAACCUGUAUCCCGCCGAGUUUGGCGUCAGCUAUUCCAUCGAGCAGUACGUGGCAGAUGUCGAGCUGGUGCGGGCGAACCUCACCGAUGCCUUGGGGCUGAACGAGACGAUCUUCGAGCUGCUGGACAUUAGUGAUUUUGCAGAGACGGAUUCCACCACCAAGUUCACCAUAAUCAACACCUUCGAGCGAGGCAUCGACAGCACAGACAAUGCCAAGUUCGCCGCGACGCACUUCUACCAGAUCAAAACGGAGACCAGCACGCUCGCGCAGAUGCAGACCGACCUGAUGAACCACGCCGUCAUCGUGAGCAACAUCAGCGCCGGCGUGCCCCAGGACGUCGCGUACCUGGCCGCCAACUACCCGGCGGUGCAGUACAUCUUCUCCGAGACCGGGUCCGGCCUGACGACGCCGCGCGAGAUCCAAGACAGCUUCGGCGCCGCGCUGUGGUUUGUCGACUUCCAGCUGUACAGCCUGGUGUCGGGCGUGGCGCGCGUCGACGGCACCCAGCGCCCAGCAGCGAACCAUUCGCUCUGGGUGCCCGACGACUCGGCGGGAGACGUCAAUCCAGGCCCGCAGGUGCGCGCCCCCUUCUACGCCCAGCCGUUUGUCGCCGACUUCAUCGGCCUGGCGCCCGGCAACGUGCUCGAGAUCGACCUCGCCUCCGACUAUCUGGUCGCGUACGCCUCGUACAACGCCAGCACGGGGGCCGCCGAGAAGCUGGCCCUCAUCAACUUCAUCGCGUGGGCGGACGGCAUCAGCACCGCCAGUCGCGGCAGCGUCAGCUUCGCCGUCUCUGCCAGCGGGCUGCGAGACACCGUCCGGGUGCGCCGGCUGCGGGCAGAGGCCGGCUGUCAGGCCAUGGGAUACGACUAUGCCGGCCCGGAGCAGAACAUCACCUGGGCGGGCGAGCAAUGGAGUUAUUCGCUGGACGGGGGGGAGGGGCAUCUCGUCGCCAAUGUCAAUGUCUCGGAGGUUGUCGACGUCACGGAUGGGCAGUUUACCGUGCAGGUUCUGGAUAGUGAGGCUAUUCUGGUGGACUUGAUAUAGUAGCAUAAGUAUAUAGCAUAGUAGAAGAUAUAGGGG
Penicilliopsis zonata CBS 506.65 is the source of this 1580-nucleotide messenger RNA. RefSeq lists its product as hypothetical. The record is from RefSeq and is a predicted model, not a curated record. NCBI's taxonomy places the organism in Eukaryota, Fungi, Ascomycota, Eurotiomycetes, Eurotiales, Aspergillaceae. Bases 18 to 1544 code for a protein of 508 amino acids. The transcript is spliced from 2 exons.